UCUCUCUGUACUGUAUAAGUACAGACAUGGAGAUGGAGACCCCUUCACACCGCAGUUCACUUCUUUUACGCAGUGGAGAUGAGCGCACGGAAAGCGAAACCCAACCCGGCCAUGAAACUGAUAGUGCUCUUCACAGCUUCCCUUUCCUGGGCCUUCCAGCAGCAGGACGUACCGCCAAAGUACCAGUACCGCGACCCUGUGACGUCCGACCUCCUCAUGUGUGACCAGUGCCCUCCUGGUACGGCGGUGAAACGCCACUGCACCGCUGCCACUCCCACAGAGUGCCAGGCCUGUCCUGAGAAGCAUUUUGCCGAGAACUGGCACUGGGGGGAUACGUGCCAAUACUGCACCUCGGUGUGUAAAGAGAGGCAACUCGUCAAGCAGCAGUGUAACAGCACCCAUGACCAGCUGUGUGAGUGCGCUCCAGGUUUCCACCUAGUGGUGGAGUUCUGCAUCACACACAGUUCCUGCCCACCUGGCUAUGGAGUGACAGCUUUAGGUACACCGGUGAGUGACACGGUGUGCAAACGUUGUCCCGCUGGUCAUUUCUCCGACAGCGACUCCUCCACCGAGCCAUGUCAUCCCCACAGAAACUGCUCACACUCGGGCCAGAAGACACACAGGUGGGGCACGUCCACCUCGGACAGCAUCUGUGGCCCCCCGGACAGGACACUGGAGUGCUCUCAGCAUCACACUUUGUGCCACACUGAUGUGACCCUGUGUGAGGAGGCAGUCUACCAGUCCCUCUCCUCGCUGCGGCUGUCCUCGGUGCCCCUGGAGCGACUGUUGGAGAGUCUUCCCGGGCGGAAGGUGGAUCAUAAGAGCCUGGAGAAGCUGAAGAAGGCCUGCUCUCCCCAGCAGCAGGUCCUGCAGCUGCUGCGACUGUGGCGGGAGCAGAACAAAGACCACGACAAGCUGUACGGCCUCAUACAAGGUGUGAACCACUGUGAAAGGAAAGUCUCCCGCUGCAACAGCCUAAAAAACCUGACCCUAGAUGACCUACUGAAGGUCACCAACAGCCUGCCAGGGGUCAGAGUUCAGCAGGAGGAUGUGCGGGCUGUGGUUUCUACCUGCCUGCCCAGGCAGUACCUCCUGCAGCUGCUUCACAUCUGGAAGACAGUAAACUAUGACCUGGAUCUAGCCAAAGGUCUGUCUCACAGUCUGAGGGUGCUGCGCAGCGAGGGGGCACCUCGCUACCUACUGAAAGGCCUGAAGAGGAUCGGCCGCAUCAUAGGCAACACCUCAGCGCACAAGAUGUAUGAGAAGAUGUUUGUUAGUAUGCUUCACGAUGAGUCGUGUUUUAAGGCUCAUAAGCCAUUAAAUGAAUAGGUAGGAAUAGGAAUAUAUGUAAAAAGUAAACAGACACUAAUGCGUUGUCACAUUGUGACAUAAAAAGGGGGAUAAAUCCAUGUGAAAGUGUAACAGAUAUGGGUCCAUGUCAGGUCAUUAAAGGAGACUAAUUAUGCUAAUUUUCAGUUUUAUAAUUUUAUUUUGGGCUACUACUAGAUUUACAGGCUUUAAUGCUUAAAGAGACAUAUCAGUUUUCUCAUACUGUCCAGCGCUGCAGAACUGUAUUCCCUCGGUCCGAAAUGCUCAGUUUCUAACUUUCAAGACCUUUUACAUGCACAAGAACCUUUAUAAAACACUGAAUGAAUGAGGAAAAAAAGCAUAACAGGUCUCCUUUAAGAUAUCAUCAGAUUAUAUCAAGCUAUUCAUAAAGUGCCUCUAGAAAUUUUGUCUAACACAAAGGCAAGAUGGGAAGGUAAAUUCUUUGCCUCCGAUUUUCUAUCUGAACUCUAUACCUGUACAAAUUACACCACACAAACAUUUUCCAUUUUAUGAGGUAACAAGGGAUGCUAAUAAAUUCACCCUGUGUCUACGGUAUCUGUCUGCAGUGAAGAAUCUAAUAAGCCUUAAAAGAAAUUCAAAGAAACUGUCACACAUCUGUGCACUCCAGGAAAACUGAAACAAAAAAUAUUCUGUAUAUACUAAAAAAAAAACACACACACACAAAAAAACAGUUUCCUGAGAACGUCUUGAGCACAGUCUAUGAAAACACUAUUUAAAAUGUAAAUAGCACACUAUUUUAUGGAAGAUAUGCAGGCAGAUGAUGUUUUUUUGUAUUAUUGCUUUCUCGCUGAAUGAGAGGAAGGAUUUGGUUUCAUAAUGAAAUACAUGUAUUUUCUACAGUUUUCCUUUGUUUGUUGGUUUGUAAUGGACUGCUGGCAAGUAAAGCUCAUCGGAUUUUUUUUUUUGUAAUUGUCAGCUUUUUGAAUGUACAAAGGAGUGCAAUGUGUUUUCUAUUUAAAAAAAAUAAUAAUUUUACUUUCUGAGUAUGUAAAGGCUUGUUUUUAUUAUCAUAUCAGAAAUACUGGAUUCCAAAUGCUGCAACUUCAUGAAGUGAUAUUUUUUUUAUAUUUUGUUUUAUCACUUUUAUAUUAUUAAAUGUAUGACCUUUAUUGUAUAUAUGCCUGACUGGUCCUCUUCAAGCUUGUGUAACUUUGUGAACACUAAUGUCAAAUGAUCUGAUUAAAAUCAGUUUGUAAGAAA
Molecule: messenger RNA, 2550 nt
Organism: Acanthopagrus latus (yellowfin seabream)
Lineage: Eukaryota; Metazoa; Chordata; Actinopteri; Spariformes; Sparidae
Product: tumor necrosis factor receptor superfamily member 11B-like
Exons: 6
Coding region: 79-1329 (416 amino acids)
Molecular function (GO): protein binding
Source: RefSeq, a predicted model, not a curated record